CCUCCACAAUGCUGUCAUGGCGAUGGGGGUGGCGAUUCUGGCCGGCAUGCGCCGCGGCGGAGCAGGGAAACAGGUGACCGCAGUGCCCCCUUUCGCCCUUGGGACCGGUGACUUUUCACAGCCUGGCUUAGAUAUCACGUAUUCUAAUUCACCCAAGCAGGUUUUGUCCAUCCAGCUGCAGAAUAAGAAGCAGGGUCGAAUUGUCAUGCACGCCACCCGCCCUCUCUUUGAAGAGCAUAUUGAGGAGCUCCUGCUUUUCUUCGGCCUCGUCACGGAUAUCGAGGGCCCCGAGCCGAAGGCCUCGGCGCAGGGGCUUCUUUCGGCGCCAGUGCAGCGCCUCAGUGCACGCGAGUUGCUUCGCCAGCCCCCGUCGGGCGCUGGCACCUAGCGCGGUGCCCUCGCCGGCCCCGGAGCCGGGUGCGCCCGCGCACCGCUGCGCCAGUUGCGCUCCUGCACCUGCGAUAGCUUCCCAGCGGGCGCGGACUCGCCCCCCGCGGGGGCGGGUGCCUCUUUCCAGUUGUCCUGCGCUGUCCUCGCUUCGCACUUCUCAGCCCAGCCGCCGCCCACUGCGGCCGGCACCCAAAGCGGUGUGGCGGUCUGG
Molecule: messenger RNA, 601 nt
Organism: Prorocentrum cordatum
Lineage: Eukaryota; Dinophyceae; Prorocentrales; Prorocentraceae
Source: the annotation of a GenBank genome assembly